This is a messenger RNA of Fusarium venenatum, 1062 nucleotides long. Its product is annotated as chaperonin 10-like protein. Gene Ontology annotation, cellular component: cytoplasm. Gene Ontology annotation, molecular function: zinc ion binding; alcohol dehydrogenase (NAD+) activity. NCBI's taxonomy places the organism in Eukaryota, Fungi, Ascomycota, Sordariomycetes, Hypocreales, Nectriaceae. The record is from RefSeq and is a predicted model, not a curated record.
AUGGCCGCUCCCCAAAUUCCUUCCCAGCAGUGGGCUCAGAUCUUCGAGAAGACCGCUGGUCCCAUCGAGUACAAGCAGAUUCCCGUCCAGAAGCCCGGUCCCGAUGAGGUCCUCGUUAACGUCAAGUUCUCCGGUGUCUGCCACACUGAUCUCCACGCCUGGCAGGGUGACUGGCCCCUCGACACCAAGCUGCCCCUUGUUGGUGGCCACGAGGGUGCCGGUGUUGUCGUCGCCCUCGGCGAGCUUGUCAAGGAUCUCAAGAUUGGCGAGAAGGUCGGUAUCAAGUGGCUCAAUGGCUCUUGCUUAAGCUGCUCUUACUGCCAAAACGCCGACGAGUCUCUCUGCGCUGAGGCUCUUCUCUCCGGUUACACCGUCGAUGGUUCUUUCCAGCAAUACGCUGUCGCCAAGGCUAUCCACGUUGCUCGCAUCCCUGAGGAGUGUGACCUCGAGGCCAUCUCCCCUAUUCUUUGCGCCGGUAUCACCGUCUACAAGGGUAUCAAGGAGUCUGGUGUCAAGGCCGGUCAGUCUCUUGCUAUUGUCGGUGCUGGUGGUGGUCUCGGUUCCAUUGCUGUCCAGUACGCUAAGGCUAUGGGCAUCCACGCCAUUGCCAUUGAUGGUGGUGAGGAGAAGGAGAAGAUGUGCAUGUCUCUCGGCGCUCAGACCUUCAUCGACUUCACCAAGACCAAGAACAUUGUUGCCGAUGUCAAGGCUACUACCCCUGAUGGUCUCGGCCCUCACGCUGCUCUUCUCGUCGCUGCUGCCGAGAAGCCCUUCCAACAGGCUACCCAGUACAUCCGAUCUAAGGGCACAGUCGUCUGCAUCGGUCUCCCCGCUGGUGCUCAAUUCUCUGCUCCCGUGUUCGACACUGUCGUUCGCAUGAUCCAGAUCAAGGGAUCCUACGUCGGUAACCGUGCCGAUACUGCUGAGGCCAUCGACUUCUACCGCCGUGGCCUCAUCAAGGUUCCCUUCAAGACUGUUGGUCUCUCUGAGCUCAACGACGUCUUCAAGCUCAUGAAGGCUGGCCAAGUUGUCGGUCGCUAUGUCGUUGACACCAGCCGAUAA